Molecule: messenger RNA, 942 nt
Organism: Dovyalis caffra
Lineage: Eukaryota; Viridiplantae; Streptophyta; Magnoliopsida; Malpighiales; Salicaceae
Source: the annotation of a GenBank genome assembly
AUGGAGGAUGGGGCAGAUAAGAAGAGAGCAAGGGAGGAAAAGCAAUUGAAUCAGGAAGAAAAUGUAAUACUACUUAAUGGGUACAAGAAGAAGAAGGAUUUUGAGUGUACUGAUGGCAUAGAAGAAGAGGGAUAUGGAAGAAAAAGAGGAGAGAUAUUACAGGAUGAAAAGGAUAGAAGGGCAAAAGAAAUAGCUAAUCGUGUGGAGAUGCUUUCAAGAUUCGAGUAUACUGGUGGUUGUGGCAAAGUCGAAGGGCCAGGACAUGCCUCCUCAUCUUCCUCUUCCUCUAUUCGACUUUCAAUUAAGAAAGUUGAAAAAGGAAGAGGUCAGAAGAAGAUGAAAAACAAAAUAACCCAACUCACGGCUUCUCAGAAGCGAGAUGUGGCAUACCUAAGAAGAAGCCCAGACAACAACUGGGUGCCUCCCAAAUCACCCCAUAAGCUCCUCCAAGAGAAUCAUGCUCAUGAUCCUUGGAGAGUUGUGGUGAUAUGCAUGCUGCUUAAUUGCACAUCUGGUGCCCAGGUUAAACCACUUUUAAAUGACUUCUUUGCUCUGUGUCCUGAUGCAAAGACCACCAUUGACGUUGCCAAUAAAAAGAUAUCAGAGCUCACUAAAAGUUUAGGCUUACAAAAUAAGAGGGCAGCGGCGAUAAAACUCUUUUCUGAAGAGUAUUUGAAAGAGGGCUGGACCCAUGUCACCUAUUUGCCUGGUGUUGGAAAGUAUGCUGCUGAUGCAUAUGCAAUAUUUUGUACUGGGAACUGGCAUAGGGUGGUACCUAACGAUCACAAGCUGAACGAAUAUUGGGAAUUCCUUUGGAGGGAAUUCGUAAGGAAGGCGCUUGGGGAUGGUAAAGGAGUAAUCGGUUUAGUGAAUUCUCAGUUCCUCUUGUUGAGGCAUUAUUACAUGUUUAUUGGUAAAUUCUACAUGGUGGUUGUCAUAUAA